CUGGCGCGCUGUUGUUAACUCGGCUAUAAUCGCGUAAGCGGUGACUACGCCAAUCAAGAAGAAGAAGAGUCAACUGAAAACAAAAUCGAAGAAGACAUUUUUGAAGUGGAUGCAUCGUUGUGGGAUGUUAUUGAAAACUAUUGCUUAGUUUACAGUCCAUUGCAGAAAACAGUAAAAAAAUUUCGAGGAGAGCAACUGCAUUAUGAAAAUUUUUACGCCCAAUGGCUAAAAUUAAAAAUUUGCACAGAAAAAAUUGUAAAUGAUGCAACUCACGAUAUGACAAGAACGAUUGGCGAAAAUAUUCUGAGCUCUAUAGAAAGGCGUUCGAAAAUAUUAUUAAAUAAUAAAUUUCUCAUUUCGUGCUUUUUUUUAUCCUCGUUUCCAACAUACACUAACACCACAGCGAAAAAAUUAUGCAGCGAAGCAUUUAAAAUCGAUAUGCGGCAGAAUAAAUGACAUAAAUUCUACUGGACAGUUAUGCUAAACACCGAAUUCGGGCUCACAUCAAUCUGUGAACCAUUUUUUAAUUAAGAAGAUGAAUUGUUAAACGCUUACUUAGAGCAAGGGAUCCAAACGGAAGUCAGUAGUACAUUCGACGUCUACUCAAAGAUUGACAAUCUUCAACUUCCUUUCCAAAGAAUCGAUGCAGGCGUUCUCACAGUUUGGAAAGGAAAGCAGUGCACUGACCAGGAGCUAUAUGCACUUAGUAAUUUUUGCUUUGCUGUACCACCAACUCAGCUUAUGUUUUCUUGGAAUUACCUUGGACAAACGUUUAACUUUGAAGGAGCACUAUCUUAAGUUAGAAAGAAGCCUAGCUGUCUAUCUUCUAAACACUGCCUUAUUCAUCCAAACACUUUAAUCAAUGUUACUAAGGCUAUAAUAUUGUCGAAGAUUGACUAUGGCUUACCAAUAUAUGGAAAUAGCGCAAAGAGUAAUAUAAAACUGAUCUCUUCGACGUAUCAUGCAGCCGUUCGAAGGAGUAUACGCGCCUUUCCAACAUCCCCGAUUCAAUGCAUCUUAGCCGAAGCUCGGAUGCCUACCUUAGAAGAAAGAAUUGAAUAUACCACUAUGAGGAUUAUCCCAAAGAUCUUUCUCCGCAGAAAUAGUAUUAUUUAUGACACUAUCACAACGAUAUGGGCCGCUAACAAAAACCCCAAGACGCACGCCAGCAUUACACAGAGUGCUGGAAUACGCUAAAAUUUUAGGAAUAGACUCGAAACCAUCUUUUCUGCCUGCCGUCAGCUCACCACCUUGGGAGUUAAGCUACUCAUCUUUCCUUAUCGGUUUAACAAAUCACGCCAAGUCAACCACAAGCCCAACAGUAUUCCAGCGCCUUUUUGAAGAAUACAGAGCUCCUUUUCGAAACGAAUGGAAAAUGUACUAUACCGAUGGGUCAAAGUCGAAGGAACACAAGUCAUUCGCCGUGGUCCAAGCCGAUGGGAAAACAGUAAUAGCAGGGCAUCUACCAAAUUAUGGAUCAGUGUAUACGGCAGAGGCGKUURCAGUAUACAACGCAAUACUAGCAGCCUCAGAAUCUAACGACAAGACGAUAAUCUGCACAGACAGUAUGUCAACUAUUGMUAGUAUCAUGAAUAUUACUAACAAGGUACCCCUAAUCGCUGCAAUACGCACCAAACUUAUACAAAAAGCCAAAGAAAUCAAAAUUAUGUGGAUUCCUGGUCACGCGGAAAUUAUUGGCAACGAAUUAGUGGAUCUGAAAGCAAAAUCCGUAGCUAUGGAGCCAUUAUUUACUUUCAAUUAUAUGGUGAGGAAAGAUAUCUUCCUACUCGUCAAUAACUUCCUUAAAGAACAGAAAAGAAAUUCUUGGAACAGUGUGCAAAACUAUUACUCGAACUUCAAUACAAUUGGCAUGCAGCCACAUAUUCCGCCCACCUGCCGAGCAAAUGACAUAAUUGCCUUUACUCGACUUCGAAUUGGACAUACCAUGGCCACCCACUCGCACCUGCUAAACGGUUCAAAUAGACCACGCUGCGAAUUCUGCACUUAUUCAUCGCUUACAGUUAAACAUCUCCUCGAUGAAUGCACUAAGUUUAGUGCAACUAGAAACUCACUAUUUGAUGACCAACCCAUUUCAAAUACGCUCAAGGCUUUUUCUGAAGAAAACAUCCACAAGGUAGCCGAAUUUUUGUACAAAACUGGCCUCAGAAAGUUAAUUUAAUUCCCUAAUUGUAAUUUAUCUUAGAUCCAAAUAGCAUCUUUACUAACAUCAAUUAUUUUAAUAAUUGUACUGACAGUAAUAUUAAUC
Bactrocera latifrons is the source of this 2266-nucleotide messenger RNA. RefSeq lists its product as uncharacterized. Gene Ontology annotation, molecular function: RNA-DNA hybrid ribonuclease activity; nucleic acid binding. The record is from RefSeq and is a predicted model, not a curated record. The transcript is spliced from 2 exons. The coding region runs from base 1115 to 2179 and encodes 354 amino acids. NCBI's taxonomy places the organism in Eukaryota, Metazoa, Arthropoda, Insecta, Diptera, Tephritidae.